This is a messenger RNA of Gloeophyllum trabeum ATCC 11539, 369 nucleotides long. RefSeq lists its product as uncharacterized. The record is from RefSeq and is a predicted model, not a curated record. The transcript has a single exon. NCBI's taxonomy places the organism in Eukaryota, Fungi, Basidiomycota, Agaricomycetes, Gloeophyllales, Gloeophyllaceae. Bases 1 to 369 code for a protein of 122 amino acids.
AUGACUGUUACAGUCACGAGGGAACCAUCUGCGCCAGUCGAGGUCUCGAAAUGGGUUGUCGGGAUCGGGGUGAUCGAGGUUCUCGAGGACGAAGUGGUACUGCUCGAGGUCGACGAGGUAGACGACGAAGACGAGGUGGAAGACGAGGUGGAAGUGGCGGAGGUGGAAGUGGAGGUGGAGGUGGUAGAAGAUGUCGUUGUCGGAGCAGACGAUGUUGAUGUCGUCGAGGAAGUGGUCCUCGAGGUGGUGGUGCUGGACGUAGUCGGGCUGCUGCUGGUCGACGUGGUCGUCUCUGACGUCGUCGACACGCUCGUCGAUGUCGACGAGGUGGUAGUGCUCGUGUCGGGCAGCGAAAAGGCUGUCAGAUAG